Chrysochloris asiatica (Cape golden mole) is the source of this 732-nucleotide messenger RNA. RefSeq names its product keratin-associated protein 24-1-like. Gene Ontology annotation, molecular function: structural molecule activity. Gene Ontology annotation, cellular component: keratin filament. The coding region runs from base 1 to 732 and encodes 243 amino acids. Lineage: Eukaryota; Metazoa; Chordata; Mammalia; Afrosoricida; Chrysochloridae. The record is from RefSeq and is a predicted model, not a curated record. The transcript has a single exon.
AUGUCUGUUCUGAGUUAUUCUGGGGUUUGCAGUGUCACGCCCUGCAGAACUCACUGUUACAUCCCUGUGACUUCUUCUGUUGCUCUCUGCUCCAGUGAUGUAAAUCCUGACUUUGGAAUAUGCUUACCCAGUCGCUACCAAGGAAAUCUCUGGCUCCUGGAUAACUGCCAAGAGUCCUACAGUGAAGCCCUCACCUAUGAAUCUCCAAGCUGUGAACUCAAGACCUGCACUACAAGUUGCGAACCUUCAAACGUCUGUGUGCCUUGCAACUCCCCAUCAUUGAGUAAUAUACGUAGUUCCUGUGAAACUACUAACAUCAAAUCCAGCCCCAGCUGCUGCCCAUGCCCUCAAACGAAGGGGUAUGUAUCCAAUUGCUACACACCAACCAGAUAUGCAUCUAAAAUCUAUCAUAACUAUUGCAAUGACUCUAAUUGCUUUGCACAACUUAACUGCUUAUCCAAAAGUCACCGACCCAUAAGCUACUGCCGCCUAGGAAGCUUUGGGUAUCGAAGCUUCAAAAAUCUUGGCUUCUCACCAUCAUGUUAUAUUGCUAGAAACUGCCAACCACAAAGUUAUUUAACAAGAAAUUGCCAAUAUCUGAGUUCCAGUCCUAUAAGCUUCCGAUCACUGAGCUACUUACCUAGAAACUACAGGUCUCUAAGCUGUAUACCCAGUACCUUUCCACCUCUGAGGUAUUUGUGCAGUAGUACUAGAUCUUGGAGUUGCUAUUAA